Yamadazyma tenuis ATCC 10573 is the source of this 2259-nucleotide messenger RNA. It is a transcript of the gene DBP7, whose product is annotated as putative ATP-dependent RNA helicase. The record is from RefSeq and is a predicted model, not a curated record. Gene Ontology annotation, molecular function: RNA helicase activity; ATP binding; nucleic acid binding. Gene Ontology annotation, biological process: ribosome biogenesis. NCBI's taxonomy places the organism in Eukaryota, Fungi, Ascomycota, Pichiomycetes, Serinales, Debaryomycetaceae. Gene Ontology annotation, cellular component: nucleus.
AUGGACGAAGACGACGGAUUACUUUUAAACUUCGCCGUCGAUAGUGGAGCACCAGCCAAGAAGGCUCGGGGAUCGGUUAAGGUCACGGGUGGCCGGUGGAAGGAUCGGAGAAAAAUGCAGCUUACAAUGCUGGGAAGGGGUAGAAAUGAGAAGAAGCUGCACACUCGUACUUCGGGUGUCAACAGCAUUGAAGUCCCAAAUGCUCGUACAAAGAGAACCACGGCCGACCCGAGAGAAGCAAACGGUAGUGGAACGGCUCCUGACCAUCUUCAGGCCCAGCAUGAAGAGCGGAUCAAACGAAUUAAGUUUUCAGAAGGAAAGGGCGAGUUUGGAGGAAAGAAUAACUCGUAUGUGUCUUCAUUGUUUACUUCCAACACCAAAAGUUCGGUCUUAGAGGAGUCCAAGAAAGACGAGGAGAAGGAGGACGUGACUUACUUGCCUUCCAAUGCUCCGUUGAAAGAUGCCACUACUUUUGAAGGGUUGGGAUUGAAUCCGAAGUUGGUUAGUCAUUUAACAGAAACCUUGAGGUUUAAGAACCCUACAAAGGUCCAGAGGUCUACAAUCCCGAGCUUACUAUUCGCCAAGAGUGACUUGUUCAUCAAGGCCCAAACAGGGUCGGGAAAAACCCUUGCGUUCUUGUUACCGAUUUUCCAUAAAUUGAUGCAAGAAGACAAGCAUAAGAUCACCCGAGAACUGGGGGUAUUUGCGAUGAUUUUGGCUCCUACCAGAGAAUUGGCCACCCAGAUCUACAGUGUUCUUGAGACCUUGAGCAGAUGUCACCACCAAAUUGUGCCUGGAAUUGUGAUUGGUGGUGAAAAGAAAAAGUCUGAAAAGGCUCGUCUUAGAAAAGGAGUAAACAUUUUGGUGGGGACGCCAGGACGGUUGGCCGAUCACAUUGAAAACACCCAGGUGUUAAAUUUGAGUCAGUUGAGAUGGCUUAUAUUGGACGAGGGUGACAGACUUGUGGAAUUGGGAUUCGAGGAAACCAUCAGCAAGAUCACCAACCAGAUUACCAAAACCAGCGAAAUCCACCACACCGCCCCCAAGUGGCAGGGAUUGCCCACAAAGAGAGUCAAUGUCUUGUGUUCGGCCACCAUGCAAGAGAAUGUCGAGAAACUAGGAAGUAUUUUACUUGAUAAUCCCGAGAUGAUCACAGUAGACAGUAAGAGAGCCAUUGAGGGAACGGUUAUUUUCAACGACGACGACGUGGAAGAAACAGAGACUGAAGACACCAGCCAGAACAUGACUGCUCCUGACCAGUUGACCCAGAAUGUGCUUAUAGUGCCUCCAAAAUUGAGACUUGUGACGUUGAAUGCGAUGUUUAAGAACUUUACCCACGACAGGCAGGUGGACCAUUUGAGAACGAUGGUGUUUUUCACCUGCUCUGAUUCGGUCAACUACCACUUCGAUGUGUUCACUAGAGGAGGAAAACCUCUUCUGAAACACAAAGAGGGUUCGGAAGAUGACGCAGAAGAGUUUGAAUAUAGUAUUGCAACUGCUCCAUUGAUCAGCAGUGACACCGCAGUUUUCAAAUUGCAUGGUUCUAUGACCCAACAAGAAAGAACAUCGACUUUACAAGGGUUUGUCAAAGACAGCUCAGUGUAUAAACACUCGAUUUUAUUCUGUACAGAUGUGGCAUCUCGUGGGUUGGACUUGCCCAAUAUCUCCGAGGUGGUGGAAUACGAUCCCCCAUUUUCCAUUGAAGACCAUUUGCACAGAAUCGGAAGAUCAGCCAGAGUUGGUAACGAGGGUAGUGCCAGUAUAUUCUUGUUACCUGGGAUUGAAGAAACCUAUAUUGACGCCAAACUCUCGAUUGUUCACCCCAAAGGAAGUUUGAAAAUCGAAGGGUACGAGAAGCUCUUGAAGAAAGCGUACAGUGAACCCGACUCAGCAAAAGGUCGGGGAAAAUGGGACAUCCAUGCCACUACUUGGCACUUGAAUAUUGAGAGAUGGAUUCUUGAAGAUCUGGGGGUUCACGACAAGGCUACCUUGGCCUUCACCUCUCAUAUCAGAGCUUAUGCUACUCACUUGUCUUCGGAAAGAAACUUUUUUAAUGUCAAGGAAUUGCAUUUGGGACAUUUGGCAAAGGCUUUCGGGUUGCGAGAGAAUCCCAAGAAGCUAGGAAGAAGCUUUGGCAAUAACCAGUCAAAAGAUAGUGGAGACAAAUCCAAACGAACCAGAAAGCUCGAUCCACGGCAGAAAAUGCUUCAUAUGGCCCGGAUGGCUGUCAAGGCCAGUAGCAGUGAAUUCAAUUAUUAA